AUGGCUGGCCGUGCACAUUCGUGGGACCCCCUCGCGAUCAAGGACGAGGAGCCGACCCCGCAGUGCCUGCAGAGAGUGCAGCGCGACCUGCUCGAGCUCCACACCGACCCUCCGCCGGGCGUGUUCGUCGCGCCGGAGGAGAACGACCUGAGCAUGCUGCACGCCGUCAUCGUGGGUUCCUGGGGCACGCCUCUCCAGGGCGGCCUCUUCCACCUGCUGAUCAAGUGCCCGCGCGACUACCCGAUGGUGCCACCUCGCGUGCGCUUCAUGACCGUCGAGCCCAGGGUGUCAUUCAACGCGCACAUCCACGGCGAGUGGGUCUGCCUCAGCAUACUCGGCACGACUGUGGGACCGCCUUGGAGCCCGGCCCUGAGCAUCGCCAGCCUGCUGGUCUCCAUCCAGUCCAUGAUGACCGACGGCGCUAAGGAGAGCAUGCGCCACAACACGAUCAGGGUCGCCGUGUGCGGCACGCUCGAAGCCUGCCUGCGGGAACCGCCGGCCCCGCCUCCGAUGUCGCCGGCUCUGACGAAGCAGGUCCUCAAGUACUUCACGGACAACUACGCCAAGUACGAGGACGCGGCCGCAGCGCGGCUGCCGAGUUUCUCGGGAGUGCUGUCUUGGCUGGCGGGUGCGACGAACGAAAAUUACGAGCCGCUGCUCAAGCGACUCCGCGACAUCAAAAGGAGGGUCGACGAAAGGAACCAAGUGUACGGAGGACAGGCUAGCAAUGCGUGA
This is a messenger RNA of Dermacentor andersoni, 735 nucleotides long. The record is from RefSeq and is a predicted model, not a curated record. Lineage: Eukaryota; Metazoa; Arthropoda; Arachnida; Ixodida; Ixodidae.